AUCAACUUGGAGGAGACCUAAAUUCAACUCCAUUGCACUGGGCCACAAGACAGGGCCAUCUAUCUAUGGUUGUGCAACUCAUGAAAUACGGUGCAGACCCUUCACUAAUUGAUGGAGAAGGAUGUAGCUGCAUUCACCUGGCUGCUCAGUUUGGACACACCUCCAUUGUUGCCUAUCUCAUAGCAAAAGGACAGGAUGUAGAUAUGAUGGAUCAAAAUGGAAUGACACCUUUAAUGUGGGCAGCUUACAGAACACAUAGUGUGGAUCCAACUAGAUUGCUUUUAACAUUCAAUGUUUCAGUUAACCUUGGUGACAAGUAUCACAAAAACACUGCUCUGCACUGGGCAGUCCUAGCAGGGAACACCACAGUCAUCAGUCUCCUCCUGGAAGCCGGGGCGAAUGUCGAGGCCCAGAACAUCAAGGGUGAAUCAGCACUUGAUUUGGCAAAGCAGAGAAAAAAUGUGUGGAUGAUCAACCAUUUGCAAGAGGCAAGGCAAGCGAAAGGAUAUGACAGUCCAUCCUUCCUUAGGAAGCUGAAAGCUGAUAAGGAAUUUCGGCAGAAAGUAAUGCUAGGAACUCCUUUCCUAGUUAUUUGGCUGGUUGGGUUUAUAGCAGACCUAAAUAUUGAUUCUUGGCUCAUUAAAGGGCUAAUGUAUGGUGGCGUUUGGGCUACAGUACAGUUUCUUUCAAAAUCCUUUUUUGAUCAUUCAAUGCAUAGUGCAUUGCCCCUUGGAAUAUAUUUGGCAACCAAAUUCUGGAUGUAUGUGACGUGGUUCUUCUGGUUUUGGAAUGAUCUCAACUUUUUAUUUAUCCAUCUUCCAUUCCUUGCCAAUAGUGUUGCACUUUUCUACAAUUUUGGAAAAUCUUGGAAGUCAGAUCCAGGAAUUAUCAAAGCUACAGAAGAACAAAAGAAAAAGACGAUAGUUGAACUUGCAGAGACGGGAAGUCUGGACCUCAGUAUAUUCUGCAGCACCUGCUUGAUACGGAAACCAGUGAGGUCCAAACAUUGUGGUGUGUGCAACCGCUGCAUAGCAAAAUUCGAUCAUCAUUGCCCAUGGGUGGGCAACUGUGUAGGUGCAGGCAACCAUAGAUACUUUAUGGGCUACCUAUUCUUCUUGCUUUUUAUGAUCUGCUGGAUGAUUUAUGGUUGUAUUUCUUACUGGGGACUCCACUGUGAGACCACUUACACCAAGGACGGGUUUUGGACGUAUAUCACUCAGAUUGCCACGUGCUCGCCUUGGAUGUUUUGGAUGUUUCUCAACAGUGUUUUUCAUUUCAUGUGGGUUGCUGUGUUGCUCAUGUGUCAGAUGUACCAGAUAUCAUGUCUAGGUAUUACUACAAAUGAAAGAAUGAAUGCCAGAAGAUACAAGCACUUUAAAGUCACAACAACAUCUAUUGAAAGCCCAUUCAACCAUGGAUGUGUAAGGAAUAUUAUAGACUUCUUUGAAUUUCGAUGCUGUGGCCUCUUUCGUCCUGUUACUGUGGACUGGACCAGGCAGUAUACAAUAGAAUAUGACCAGAUAUCAGGAUCUGGGUACCAGCUUGUGUAGCAGCAUCUUUAUCCUGUGAAGCAUACUGCUGAGUGGUGCCUGAAAAUUUUGUCUGUCCGUGUCUCUCUCGCACUCGAAUCCACAUCCUGCGAACUACAGCAUGCUAUAUGUAGGGCUAACAGUGAAUUUUACAGUCUUUUUUUUUCAACACUUUUAUUAACAAAAGUAAACAUGGACAGAACACACUGCCACUUCUGGGAAGAAUAAAGAUCUGAAAAAUAAUUUUAAUGGCUCUUAACAUGGGAAUUCACAACAUACUCAACGUUUUUGUUUUGUUCUCAUUUUCACAAAGAGUGAACUUACUCUGUUGGCAGACAUGGGCUGAAACUUCGAUUCAGAGAUACUCAAUUCUAGCUAAAACUGAAUUUAUGGUAUACAGCUAAAUUUUAUGGUACAGUCUAUGAGUAUUGCCUAAUUCUAGGAGAGUUUUCUUAAAUUGAUCCAGACUAGUUCUAUGUACAUUAUAGAAUGUACAUGUGAAUACUGUGAUGAAAAUCAUGUGGUUAUAUUAGGGAUCUACUGUAAUGUGUCUUCAGAGGCAAGAGAAAAUAAUGUUCCCCAAAAAAAUGUACUGACUAUUUUAUUGCUGUCAGCUGUUGCAAAGCUGAUGUAUUUCUAGUUCAGUGAAAUAAUUUGUAGUAAUGCCCUGAGGUUUUAUGGUCUGAUAAGGAUCAUUUGCAUGAGUAUAGUCAGUCAUACAAUUUUGUUCAAACUUAAAAGCCCUACUAAGUGCAUGAUACACCUCUAGAAUGUAUACUAGCACAUACUAUCCAGUAAAACAUAAAUUAGAAUUUAAUUUUAUGUGCAAACAGUUCGAUUUUUAAGAGUUGAGGUAUUUUCAAGAAAAGACAGAAUAAGUAAAUGCAAAAUUCUCAGUCAUAGAGACAAAUGGAUACACAUAAAAGUCUAAGCUGCAAAAUAAUGAAGUUCCGCUAAAGAUGGAGCAUGAUCCCUGUACAUAUAGCACAUGUGAAUAAAAGAAAAUGAUAAUGGUAUAUAUUCUGGUUUUUAAAAGGAAACUAUCAGAAAGAAUUUAACCCCCAAGACUAUUUCAAUUUUCCCAAUAUUGAAUGUUUUGAAGUUUGUAAAUGCUGUCUGAAACAGUUUCAGAAAGAUUUUCUUAUUGUCAAACGUGAUGCACUGAUCAGUUUUUGUUACAGCAUUUCCAUCCUCUCAUGGUGAACUGUUAGUCACUGCAUCCAUAAAUGCUGUGUACGGAGGAGACUCGGUUUAGUUCUCUUAGUGCUGUGGCAAACUGUGGUUCGAGCAACCUGUGGGAAACCCGAGAGAGCAGACGGGCUCGGGGAGGGAAGGAAAAGGUGGCCAGACUGAUGACAGAUCCUAGACAGUGUAAAGAUUGUGUAUCUGUAUA
This is a messenger RNA of Manis javanica (Malayan pangolin), 2922 nucleotides long. NCBI's taxonomy places the organism in Eukaryota, Metazoa, Chordata, Mammalia, Pholidota, Manidae. The record is from RefSeq and is a predicted model, not a curated record.